Molecule: messenger RNA, 3060 nt
Organism: Branchiostoma floridae (Florida lancelet)
Lineage: Eukaryota; Metazoa; Chordata; Leptocardii; Amphioxiformes; Branchiostomatidae
Exons: 8
Coding region: 42-2261 (739 amino acids)
Biological process (GO): proteolysis
Cellular component (GO): protein-containing complex
Molecular function (GO): caspase binding; cysteine-type endopeptidase activity
Source: RefSeq, a predicted model, not a curated record
GCAGAGAAGGCUUGUGGCGCUGUAGGGGGUAAAACUGUACGAUGAAGAAAACCGCGAAGUCCGAGAAGAACAGUCGCACUGACAACAAGAUGGAGAAAAUUACUUCUGAUGAGAAUAUGGCGAAGGCGUCACGUGAUCUGAGGGACGACCUGAUGCAGGCUCAGGAGCACGCCGCGCGGUGCAUGCUGGUCCAGCGCGAAAAACAAGCCAACGAAGGACUACUCAUGGCAUUAUCAGAUGCCCUGGGUCGGAUCAGAGAACGCCGGGCACGAGAGCAGGUCCGCCUGGAAACCGUUACGUCAAUCAAACAGCUCCAUGAGUGGUACGAGUACGGAAAGGGCAUCUUGAAACAAGGGGACGGACUGGAAGCCAUCUUGCGAUUUCGUAACGAGAUUAAAUGGCUGAGGAGGUUCUACCGCACCUCACUCGAGCACCUCUACAAGUAUCUGGAAAGAUAUUUCUGCAUAGAACGUCACACGGACCACAAUCUUCAAGGAGAACUGACCAGAAUCAUGGUCGAAACGAAGGAUGUGAAAACUCUGCUGGAUCAGCAUUUCGUCGAAGCGAAUGUGCUGCGGCCGAAUGUGCAGGAUAAGGACCCUGUCGUCAGCCUCGUUCCCUUCUUGUACCUUGAGUUACGUCAUCUCAUCGACCUUUUCCACGAAUGGAGGGUUCAUGUCAGAUACAGAAACAAGCUGGAGGACGUUGAGCAGCGCCGCUGGUUGGUCAGACGACAGGAGAUGCAGAGGCGUCACGUGAUCGAUGACAUCAGCGAGAGGAUAGUCACAGUCACGCGAGAAAUGGCGGAUCGCGAGACGAGACUACGUCACAACAUCGCGGGGCUGGAGAGAGUUAAAGCUGUCAUUUCUCAACAGAAAGGGAUUCACGAAGAAAUCGAAGUGCUGGAACUGGAGCUAGACGGGUUUCUAUGGGAAAGGACGAAGCUGCAGAAAAUGGCGGUCGAGAUGAAAGAUGAACUCCGAAACAUCCCAAACAAGCGAGACUACAAGCGGGACAAGAUAAAGACAGAACAAAGAAAAGUUGUCACAGAUUUUGACAAAAAUCAGAUCAAGAUUAACGACAAAAGAAAGAAGCUUGAAGAAAAGUACAGAGUAAAAGACUGGUACGAAAAAUCCGAGCACAACCUAGUAAGUAUCACCUUGGAAAUUGCAGACGAUAGGAGGAGGAUCGCAGGUCUCGCGAAGCUGCGCGAGACUUUGGAGCGAGAGCGAGACGGUGCCAGAAAGAGGCUACAAGAUCUGAAUGCGUCUGCUACGAAUGUGGAGCUGAAGUUACACUCGCUUCACACGGAUUACCUGUACGCUAUGAGGAGCGUGGAACAAGUUAGGCGAAUCCAAUGGCAAGUCGACGGAGGGGUGGACUUUGAGAGGGGCGUGAGGGUUCGACCAAAUGAAGUCCAUGUCAGUGAGCUGAAAAAGAGAGGUGAGGCAUUCUACGACAUGACGUCACACCCUCGUGGCAGAGUCAUCAUCAUCAAUAACGACUCCCACUGCACCAUGUAUGACGACUAUCGUGACGUCACACAUCUGACUGACGUGUUUGAGCAGCUGGGGUUCGCCGUGACGAUAGAACAGAACAUCACUGCUACGGAGAUGGAGAAUCAGGCCGCCCGAUUGGCUGAGGAGAACAACAUCCCAGGAUGCAGCGCGCUGGUGGUGGUGGUACUGAGCCCGGGACACGACCGCCGUCUGCACGGCUCCGACAAACAGGGCGUCUCACAUCGGGACUUCAUGGCGCAAUUCGAGGAGGCAUUUAGUGACAACAUGAAGGGAGAGCCGACUCUGUUCCUGUUGAUGGACACCCCUUCCGGAAGUGACGUCAAGACCACCAACGACGACGACUUCUACAGCAGAUUCUACGAACCCGAUUUGCCGAACGAUGACGACGAUAACAAAGAUGACGGAACCGACCAAGACGGAACGUCCAAUAGUGACGUCUUCGUUGCGUGCUGCCCGUCCUAUGGUUACCUUUUAUGUGAGGAUUCCGUACAAGGCACCUUAGCUGCCCAAACAUUCGUCAAAUAUCUCACACAUUUUGCGGCAACGGAAGAUUUCGCGACAAUACUCCACCGAGUGCGCAACGAGCUGCACAUGCGCAGUAGCGUCAAAGCCACACCUGUUUGCGAUGGCAACUGCGCAGACGCAGAAGAUGAACAUAACGCUCAUGAUUCGGCCACAGAUAACGGUCUCUCAUACUUGUGUUUGCCAUCAAAGAAGUUGUAUUUCUUCCCUGGGGUUUAAGACUUUAUGACCUCCUUGAAGAUUCUAAUGAUAACGGUGUCCAAUACUUCUGUUUGCCACAAAGAAGUUGUAUUUCUUCCCUGGGGUUUAAGAUUCAAUGUUGAGAUAACCAUCGCGAUAACAUUUUUGCUAGGUCAUCAUGCGAUUUUGAUGUCGUAGGAUUUUGAUGUCGUGCGAUGUUGAUGCGGUACGAUUUUAAUGUCGUGGGGUUUUCAGAUAAGCUGUAAACGAACCAAUUGCCAAGUGGGAUAUUAUAAGACUCUUUUUAGACAAGAAUACACCUGCAUUUUGCAAAACAUUUGCAAGACUAUCCCAAAAAUGCCAUUGCCUAGUUUGCGAUCGUACGACCGUCAUACGACAAAUGUGAUCAGGCCCUUAAGCCUCUUUGAAGCCAACUGUUGGAAGAAAAUGAAGUAAUAGAAGUAACGGUGUCUAUUCGUUUUAUCUAGUCGAGCAUACUCUAAUGUUCUUACCAAGUAUCAGUUUAAUUCGUGCACUUGUCGUACCCAGUAUAACAGAUGUGAUGCGUCUAGGAAGGGUGUAUUUUGUAUUGUAUACUUUACGAUGUGUAUCGUCGCCAUGCUUGAUCAGAAAAUGUCAAUAUUUGCAAAUUUAUAAAUAUUCUCUUUUGAGUGCCUAGAUGAUGCCAUCCAUAGAACCAAGUCAAAAUGGCUUUGAAAAAAAGUUGUCAUUGAUCCAUGCAAUGUUGUUUUACAGUAUACGACUGAUAGACAGAUCACAUGUACUUUUGAAUGUUAUUUGUUACCUGUAGACUUGAAAUAGAAAUACAUGUGUUGUG